Phalaenopsis equestris is the source of this 1668-nucleotide messenger RNA. RefSeq names its product sugar transport protein 4-like. The coding region runs from base 59 to 1591 and encodes 510 amino acids. Gene Ontology annotation, biological process: monosaccharide transmembrane transport. Gene Ontology annotation, cellular component: membrane. Gene Ontology annotation, molecular function: monosaccharide transmembrane transporter activity. NCBI's taxonomy places the organism in Eukaryota, Viridiplantae, Streptophyta, Magnoliopsida, Asparagales, Orchidaceae. The transcript has a single exon. The record is from RefSeq and is a predicted model, not a curated record.
CAUUCCGAUUUCCUCUACUUCUAUCCUGAAUUCCAUCAAGCUUCGAUUCAAAUCGACAAUGGCGGACAAAAACGCAGUGAAUCAUGGGAAGGAAUACCCAGGCAAGGUGACACCUUUCGUUCUCCUCACAUGUCUCGUCGCCGCCACCGGCGGCCUCAUUUUUGGAUACGAUAUCGGCAUCUCCGGCGGAGUCACAUCAAUGGAAUCUUUCCUUCUCCGAUUCUUUCCGUCGGUCUACCUCCAGCAGAAAAAGAACUCCUCCACGAAUGAGUACUGUAAAUUCAACAGCGACCUCCUCACACUAUUCACAUCUUCCCUGUAUAUAGCCGCCCUUAUCUCCUCCUUCUUCGCCUCCACGGUGACCAGAGUAUUCGGUCGCAAGUGGUCCAUGUUCGUCGGCGGCCUCAUCUUUCUCAUUGGCGCGGCGCUCAAUGGCGUGGCGGUGAACGUGCUGAUGCUGAUCCUCGGCCGCAUCCUUCUCGGCAUCGGCGUCGGCUUCGCCAAUCAGUCCGUCCCUGUUUACCUCUCGGAAAUGGCUCCGGCCAGAAUUCGCGGCAUGCUGAACAUCGGUUUCCAGAUGAUGAUCACCAUUGGAAUCCUCAUCGCAAAUCUCAUCAACUACUGGACGGCUCAAAUCCAGGGGGGUUGGGGCUGGCGGGUGAGCCUUGCACUCGCCGCCGUCCCGGGCGCUAUUAUCGCCUUCGGCGCAUUGUUUCUCCCCGACACCCCAAACUCCUUGCUUGAGCGCGGGCACGAAGAAGCGGCCAAAACGAUGCUCUGCAAAGUGCGCGGCACCGAUGAAAUACAUGAAGAAUUUCAAGAUCUCGUGAUCGCUGGCAACGACUCGAAGGCCGUGAAGCACCCAUGGAAGAACAUUAUCGAGCGGAGAAACCGGCCGCAACUCACCUUCGCAAUACUAAUCCCCUUCUUCCAACAGCUCACCGGCAUAAACAUGAUCAUGUUCUAUGCCCCUGUUCUUUUCAAAACCGUGGGCUUUGGCGCCCAGGCUUCGCUCAUGUCGUCCGUUAUCACUGGUUUGGUGAACAUGGUGGCGACCACCGUGUCCAUCGUAUCGGUGGACAAGGUGGGGCGGCGGGCGUUGUUUUUGCAAGGCGGAGUGCAAAUGCUCGUCUGCCAGAUCAUAGUCGGCGCGCUUAUCGGGGCGAAGUUCGGCGUGACCGGAGCGCACACCGAGCUAUCCAAGGGCUAUGCCGCCCUGGUGGUGACGUUCGUUUGCUUGUAUGUGGCGGCGUUUGCUUGGUCAUGGGGUCCGCUGGGGUGGCUGGUGCCGUCGGAGAUCUUCCCUUUGGAGAUCAGGUCGGCGGGGCAGAGCAUCAACGUGUCGGUGAACAUGUUUUUCACGUUCGUUAUUGCUCAGUUGUUUCUGAACAUGCUCUGUCACAUGAAAUUCGGUCUAUUUUUCUUCUUCGGCGGAUGGGUUAUUGUAAUGACUGUUUUCAUUGCGCUAUUGUUGCCGGAGACGAAGAAUGUGCCCAUAGAGGAGAUGGUAUUUGUGUGGAAAAGGCAUUGGUUUUGGGGCAAGUUUAUCCCUGAUGAGGCGCUGCAUGUCGGAAAGGGCGUUGCUGUUUGAUCAAAGCUAUUGUUUUUCUUUUUUUUUUUUGGAAAAAUUUCUGGUUUAAUUUUUGGUGAAUGUUGCUAUGAUUUGCU